Molecule: messenger RNA, 1761 nt
Organism: Calliphora vicina (urban bluebottle blowfly)
Lineage: Eukaryota; Metazoa; Arthropoda; Insecta; Diptera; Calliphoridae
Product: pickpocket protein 28-like
Exons: 8
Coding region: 1-1761 (586 amino acids)
Biological process (GO): sodium ion transmembrane transport
Cellular component (GO): plasma membrane
Molecular function (GO): ligand-gated sodium channel activity
Source: RefSeq, a predicted model, not a curated record
AUGAAAAGUGAACUAGAUGAAAAACCUUUAAAUAGAGAUUUAAAAUUAUUACAAGCGCCAGAACAACAGGACGAUCUUAAUAUGAGUUUAACCUCACUAGCUUUAAGUGAAGUUCCCAGUGAUGUUAUAAUUAAAACAAAUUUAAUAUAUGGAAAUAAGAAAUCGGCAUAUAAAGCCUUAUUAACAGAAUAUUCCAAGAAGACUUCAGUACAUGGCCUAAAUUAUAUAUUUGAAAUUCAUCGACCACUUUAUGAAAAAUUAUACUGGAUUAUUUCAAUAAUUAUAUCUCUAUGUUUGGCCAUUUGGUAUAUACGUGAAACAUAUGUUAAAUGGUCAAAUACUCCAACCGUAUUGGGCUUUGAUGAAACUCUUGUGAAAAUUCAUAAAAUACCAUUUCCAACUGUAACCAUAUGUCCGGAAAACAAAAGAGAUGUGACUAUUUUCAAUUUUCCCGAAGUGAUGGAUUUGAUAUGGUCUGAAAUUGAAGAACAUGGCAAUUUUCGAAACCGACUGCCCUUCGAUGAGGAAAUAUUACAAAAAUUUCUAACAACUUUGCAAACAUGUGACCAAGAAGUUAUCAAUCGAUUCUCCCCCUAUAUGCCUACCAAAAUGAAUGUUAGUGUGGUGGAAAACUUACUGAGUAUGGUCUCAGACACAGAUAUAACUAUGCAAAUGUGUAGAUGGAAUGGAAUUGAUAAUAUAGGUUGUAGUAUUCUUAAAAAGGUGAUUACAGAUGAGGGUGUGUGCCAUCAAUUCAAUGGCUUACAGCAUCAAGAUCUUUACAACAAUCCAGAUUACAUUAGCUAUAAAGAGGAUAUAGCCAGCAGUUUUAAUCAAACCGGAAAAUGGUCAUUAGAUCAUGGUUAUCAGGGUCAAGGUGUUAAUGCAUAUCCUCAAAGAUCCAUUUUAUCAUCUGCCCGUAAUGGUUUAUACGUUGUAUUAGAUACAUUUGAGGAUGAUUUUGAUUAUGUAUGUAAACGUUUUAGGCAAGGUUUUAAGGUUUUUCUAAAUUCUCCAGAAAGUGUACCAUUAACAACGGGAAAUUACAUUUUGGUUCCCAAUUCUCAUGAAGUAAUGGUAACACUUCUACCUCAAUAUAUAACCUCUCAGGAUAGUUUAUUAUUUUUUGGACCAGAAAAGAGACAAUGCUAUUUCAAUAACGAACGAAAUUUAUACUUCUUUAAGUUCUACACACAAAAUAAUUGUCAAACUGAAUGUUUAACUAAUUAUACUAUAGCAAAAUGUGGUUGCGCCAAAUUUUGGAUGCCCAAACCCUUAGGUAUUCCUGUUUGCGAUCUAUCUAAGGUGACCUGUUACACUAGUGCCGCCCAUGAGUUGGAAGUAAUUAUAGCAAAACAAACCGCUCAAAGAGCUAUAGAUUCCACAGUGAGAAUAAUGUGUGAUUGCAUGCCAGCCUGUAAUUCAUUGGAUUAUAAUUUCGAAAUAACACGUGCAUAUUUAGACGCCAAAGCAACUAUAAAAGCUUGGCGUUCCAACUAUAGCGAUUCUAUUACAUCUCGCCUGACCGUUUACUAUAGAGAACCGCAAUUUACUGCCAUCAAACGCACUGUGAUUUACGAUAUCACCCAAUUAAUUGCCAAUUGCGGUGGUAUCUUUGCAUUGUUUAUGGGAGUUUCGAUGUUAAGUUUAAUUGAGAUUAUUUAUUUCUUUUCGGUACGUUUAUAUAAUAAUUUCCGUAAGCGAAAAUUGAUUCAAAAGAAAUUAGAAGAGUUAGAAAUUCCGAUUUCUACUUGUUCUUAA